Messenger RNA from Amphibalanus amphitrite, 5310 nucleotides. RefSeq names its product proteoglycan 4-like. The record is from RefSeq and is a predicted model, not a curated record. NCBI's taxonomy places the organism in Eukaryota, Metazoa, Arthropoda, Thecostraca, Balanomorpha, Balanidae. The transcript has 3 exons. Bases 264 to 4769 code for a protein of 1501 amino acids.
CGCGCCGCGCCCGCCGCUCCGAUCGGGGUCGCGGCGCGUCGCCGGGUCACGGAGGCCCGUCGCCGUCGGAGGAGCGGCCGCCGGUGGUCAGUUGGCCGCGCUGGGCCGUCGGUACCGGCCGCACCAGCCCCGCUCCGCGCCCGGACACCGCCCUCACCGGACCUGACGGGCGGUCACACAGCGGGAACAGCGGAGACGGGGACAGCACAGCCGACCAGCGGAGACGGACUGAUAGCGGGCGUCUACACAGCUACACGGUGACGAUGUCGGCUCUCGGGCUGCGGCAGCUGCUGGUCGCCCUGCUGGCGGCCACAGCGGCUGCCCAGCGACCUCAGCAGGGCCAGCAGCUCUGGCAGGGACCCAGGCAAGGAGGCAAGCCGGCGGUACUGCUGCACCGUUCCUCGGCGAGCGGCUCGGACGAGUGGCGCCCCCUGGGACCGAUCGGACCCGUGCCCAACGGCCCGACGCUGCAGUACGCGCCGCCCGUGGUGGACGGUGGCCCUCUGAGGCCGCCCAUCCGUCGCCGGGUGGACGGGCCGCUGCCGCAGGGGCAGCCGGGCCCGCCGCGCCGCCGCCGGCCCCGGCCGCCCCCGCAGGGCCAGCAGGCGCAGCUAAACCGGCCCCUGCCGCCGCGCCGCCGACCGGUCGCCGGCCAGCAGCCGUGGCCCGGCCAGCCGCCGCAGCGCCUGCCGCCCCGACCUCCCCCACAGCAGGAGCCCAUCCGGCGCCGACCCCCGCCGAACGGGGCGCCUCAGCAGCGGCCGCAGCAGAACCCCGCUCCUCAGUUCUCCGAGCAGAACCAGCGCCCACCGCAGUUCGCCGAGCGUCCGCCGCAGUUCUCCGAGCGCCCGCCGCAGUUCUCCGAGCGCCCACCGCAGCAGCUGGCGGGUCCUCAGUUCCCGCAGCCGCCCCAGCGCCGGCCGCAGCGCCCGCCACCCGGCGGGUUCCGUCCGCCUCAGUUGCCCCCCACCGACGACCGGUUCUCGUUCAGCGAGUCUGACGCCGACGGCUGGACCCCGGCCGGCGCUUUCGGUGCUCCCGAGCCCCCUGCUGAGCUGGAGGGCGAUGACGAGCCGGUCCUCGACUCGGAGCCCGCCCCGUCGGUGCCGGUCCCGGCUCCUCCGAGGGUGCCUGUGGUGAACGCGCCCCCGCCGCCGACCGAGACGGGCGCGCCGGCGUUCCAGCCACCCGUGGACCUGCUGCCGGCGGACGCCUUCACCCCCAUCAGGGAGGAGGGCCAGGAGACCGAGGGUCAGACGGAGGAGCCAGAGGAGAGGCCAGAGAGGCCUGUAGAGCGUCCGGUGGAGAGGCCCGUGGAGCGUCCAGUGGAACGUCCGGUGGAGCGACCUGUACAGAGGCCUGUAGCGCGGCCGUUUGAGCGGCCCGUGGAGCGCCCGGUCGAGCGCCCGGUACAGCGCCCAGUCGAGGAGCGCCCGCCACCACUGCAGACCAUCCGUCCCGUACGUCCGUUUAGGCCUCGGCGACCGGUGCGACCCCGCCCGAGGCCACCCGUGCGGCUCGAGAGGCCGAGCUUCUUCCAGGAGAACGAGAUUGAGCGUCCCGCGGCGCCGGAGGUUCCUGAGGUCGAGCCGGUGACUCAGCGCACCGAGGCGACCGAGGAGACGGCCGACCGGGACGAGCUCAACACCGUCAGUCCUGAGGAGGAGAUCGAGGACUUCCAGCGACCUGAAGAGGUGGAGAAAAAAGAAGAGCCCGAGCCAGUGAGAUUCACAAAGCCAGUGGAGCCUACUUCGACGGAAGCUCAGACGACUGAGCGGAUCACGACUGAAGCAACGACGACGACGACGACCACAACCACGACCACCGCCCGUCCCACCACCGAGCGGACGACGACUACAGAGCGGGUGACCGAGACGACCACCCGGCGCGUGCCGCCGACACCGGCGUCCCAGCCGGCCCGCCCGCGGCCGCCGUUCCGCCGCCGGCCCGCGCCCGGCUCGAACGAUGAUGACGAUGAUGACAGCUCGCCGAGCGGAGUCCGCCGGCGGCGGCCGCUGUCCAGCUUCCUCCAGAGGCGGCCCGACCUGAACCGACUCCGACCGAGACCGCGGCCCGGAGCGAGACCGAGCGUCCCGCGGCCGGAGAAGCCUUCUACGUUAGCCCCCACCACUACCACCAGCACCACUACGACAGAGGAGCCCACGACAACAACCACCACCACCGAGAGAGCCACCACCUCCACUGAGAGCAGUCCGAGCUUCCCUGAGAGGCCCAGCGUCUUCCGACCCCGCCCGUCCGUGUUCAAACAGCCGGGCUUCUCGGAGUCCCGCCCGGAGACUGACUCUGAGUCCGACUCCGUGUCGCCCGACCGUCAGGCCCUGAUCGACCGUCUGAUCCAGUCGGAGCUGCAGUCCAACCGUCGGCGCCGGCCGCCGCCGAGCCGCCGCCGGCCCGGUCCCGGAGGACGGCCUGUGGUGACCCCUGGCGGCCGGCCGGCGCGACCGUCCGUGUUCGACCGGCUGUCGGCGAGCAGGCCGACCCGGCGGCCGUCCCCGCUGCUGCAGCGUCGGCCCGAGCCUGAGGAGCAGGAGCAGGAGGUCCAGAGCGAGACUCCAGUCGAGGAGCCUCUCCUGACCGUGCCCGAGAGGCCGGUGGAGAGCCCCAUCCGACGGCCGACACUGACACUGCCUCAGCGGCCCGCUCCCGAGGAGGUCACAGAAGAGGCUGCUCCGGAGACCACAGAAGCUCCCCUUCCGACGCGCCGGCCGCGGCCGCCGCAGCUCAUCCGUCCUUCCGUCGCACGACCCCAGCCGUUCCCAGUGGAUCGUCCUGAGCCGUUCUCCGUGAGCCGCCCCGAGUCCCUCCCAGUCAGCCGUCCUGAGCCGUUCUCAGUGACCCGUCCCGAGUCUCUGCCGGCGAGCCGUCCUCAGCCGUUCUCCAGGCCGCCAGUGAAGAGCCCGGGCCUGUUCUCUCGCCCCUCUCUGAGUCGACCGGAGCCGGCCAUCACACCAUCGGUGGCUCGCCCUCAGGACUCUGCCCCGCCGCAGAGACCCGCCGCACCGGCACCCCGACCCGCCCAGGCCAAACCAGAGAGCGGCGAGCGGGUGUCGAUCCUGACCCUGGCCACGCAGCGUCCGCCGUUCAGCUUCGGCAUCCGUCCGGUGACGGUGGCGCAGAAUCUGGUGGCCGAGUCGCCGUACACGCACACCGGAGGCUACUCCAGCAUCAAGAUGUUCGGCAUCAACGCCGGCAAGAAGCACGCCAAGAAGCCCACGUACGCGGAGAAGCGGAAGCCGGUGUCGAACGCCAUCGGGUUCUCCUCGGAGCCGGCCAAGGUGCAGAAGCUGUCGCGCGCUGACGACCAGACGGAGCCGACUGCGGCUCUGGAGAUCGGCACACCGACUGAGGUACAGACGGUCGCUGUCGAUGAGACUGCACCCGAGCAGGUGACGACGGAGACCUACCAGCCGCCGCCAACCACCGAGCCGUACACUGAGCAGACCACCGAGUCUAACCGGGCGACUGCGGUCGGCUCCCAGUGGGAGACGACCCGGCCGCAGCCGUGGAGCCCCGAGCGGCCGGCGUCGCCCACCCCGGCCGUCCAGAACGACAUCGGCGCCGACCCGGCCGUCCUGGAGGCCUCCAAGGACCAGGAGGCCGCCGCCGUCACCGACCGUAUCCUCUCCGAGAUCGAGGCCUGGACUCCGAUCGUCAACCACCCGCCGCAGAAACAGGACGAACAGCAUGCUGAAACGACCAUCGACCAGCCCGAACGACACAUCAGUUCUGAGGAGCACAACAACCAGUUUGUGGAGCCUCAAUCAGCCGAGCCGUACUAUGAAGACCCGGAGCAGCAGUACGAGGGUUCCGAGGGAUACUACGAUGAUGCAAGGCAAUACCAGGACCCCGAGCAGUACUACGAGCAGCCUGAGCAGGCGGCAGACACCACCGAGGCGUCCGGUUACCAGCAGCUCGAGUACUACAUCGGCGACCCCUCGGACCUGCAGUCGGAGGGCUCCGUCUGGGCGCCCGUGGUCUCCGGCGUGGUGCGGGUUCCGGUAAGGCAGACUGUGGUUCCGGCCGAGCAGGGAACCCAGGAAGCCACCCAGGUGAUCCAGGAGGCGACCGAGGUGGCCCAGGAGGUCAGCCAGGUGACAGCAGAGCCUGAGAGCCGGCCAUACGCCGAGGAAGAGUAUGUGGACGCAGACCCGGCCGACCUGUAUCAUCCUGGACAAGAUUACGGGGAGGAGAUGGGUGACAUCCCUCAAUACGAUGAUGUGGAGUUCCAUGCCGGCGGGCCGUUUGUUCCGACCGGGGAGUACGGUCCGAGCGCUCAGUCAAACACAGCUGAGGAGGGUGUGAUUCGGCCUGAGGUGACUCAGAGCGCCCCCGGCUUCCUCCCGGAGCGGCCGUUCCGCCCGCCGCCGCCGCGGCGUCCUCCGCCCCCGCAGGAGCGGCCGGAGCUGCCGCAGAGUCCCAGCGGUCCGCCGGCGCGGCCGCGGCCCGCCCGGCCCGGCAGCGGCUGGAUGUCCGGCCUGCUCUCCGGUCUGUUCGGAGGUUCCUCCUCCGCCUCCUCCUCCUCCUCCCAGUCCUCCGGGGGCGGCAGCGGAGGCCUCCUAGCCGGCCUGUUCCGGAGGCCGUCCACGCCUGCACCCUCCCCGGCGGAGGAGCAGCUCCCGCCCGUGCAGAGCGACCCCAUCCUGACGGCCAUGUUCGGAGGGUCCUCAGAACGGCCUGGAGCAAAGGAGGCGGCGCCCGCCGAGCGGCCAGCGUGGCAGCGAGCGGAGAGCGGCGGCGCGGACAACUAGAGACGUCCACAUGUUUCAGUCAGCAAUCAGAACUUUGUACUUCAGUAACGACAGCAAAUUAGCUUAUAUCGAUAGUCUGAAAGAUACAGAACGGAUGCUGAUGAACCAGGCUAUUUUGGUUUGUUAAAAAACAGGUAUUAUGGUAAAGCACGCAUUAGAUUGCCCUGCUAAACACUAUUCAUGUAAAAGGGCCACACCGACUGGUGAAACAAUGUCACUGGGCUGAAUUGUGCUACAAGUGUAACGAUGUACAACUGUGAGGCAUGGUCUGGAUGUUUUUGAACGUGCAGUCUGUAUGGGUGCGUAUUUUGCUCGGUGAGAUUGUUGUCACACUAUUCCAGGGCGUGACCUGUUCUUUGUAUCGUGCAAAGACUGAAAGGGCUAUUACGUGGCAUCUCCGUGUGUUUGGAGCCAGAUCUGCGCUGUACGAACUCAGAUGGCGAGGGUCGCUGGCUCACAUUGAAUGCACGAACUGUUAUUUAUUAUUGUUGUUGUUGUUGUGGAUGUAAGAGAUCAAAUAAACGCGAAAGAUAAAACUAAA